Messenger RNA from Rattus rattus (black rat), 1056 nucleotides. RefSeq names its product Fas associated via death domain (gene Fadd). NCBI's taxonomy places the organism in Eukaryota, Metazoa, Chordata, Mammalia, Rodentia, Muridae. Gene Ontology annotation, biological process: regulation of apoptotic process; signal transduction. The record is from RefSeq and is a predicted model, not a curated record. The coding region runs from base 96 to 722 and encodes 208 amino acids. Gene Ontology annotation, molecular function: protein binding. The transcript has 2 exons.
CGUGUGAUUUAGACUUCUCGCGAGACGCUAGGCGGGAAAGCAUAAGGUGAUUUCCUCUGUGGGAUCUCUAAGGAGUACCCCGGCGUACCACUGCCAUGGACCCAUUCCUGGUGCUGCUGCACUCGCUAUCCAGCAGCCUGUCGGGCAACGAUCUGACGGAUCUCAAGUUCCUGUGCCGCGAGCGCGUGAGUAAACGAAAGCUGGAGCGCGUGCAGAGUGGCCUGGACCUGUUCUCGGUGCUGCUGGAGCAGAACGAUCUGGAGCGCGGGCACACCGGGCUGCUGCGCGAGUUGCUGGCCUCGCUGGGCAGACACGACCUACUGCAGCGCUUGGACGACUUCGAGGCGGGGGCGACGACUGCUGCAACCCCGGGGGAGGCAGAUCUGCGGGUGGCAUUUGACAUUGUGUGUGACAAUGUGGGGAGAGACUGGAAAAGACUGGCCCGCGAGCUGAAGGUGUCUGAGGCCAAGAUUGAUGGCAUUGAGGAGAGGUACCCCCGAAGCCUGAGUGAUCGGGUAAGGGAGACUCUGCGAGUCUGGAAGAAUGCCGAGAAGGAGAACGCCUCGGUGGCUGGACUGGUCAAGGCACUGCGGGCCUGCCGGCUGAACCUGGUGGCUGACCUGGUGGAAGAAGCAUUGAUGGCCCAGGGAUCUGUGAGCAAGAGUGAUGAUACGUCCUCAACGCUGAGGGAUCCAACUGUGUCUUUCUCAGAAACACCCUGACAAGCCCGUGGCUCCUCUCAGGAGUCACUGUGGACUUGAUCACACCAUGAUGUAGCACCAAGUGCCUAUUGUGACCAAUGCCAAGAAGACCUUGCUGAUUCAGGCUGGGACCCCUCACACCAGCUCCUGGAGUAUAGCUGAUUCUAUGGAGCCUCUGCCCCCUGGGCUUUGGGGACACAUGAAGGUUCCCCUUCGUGUUCUCCACCACCUCUCCCUCCCCCGCCCCAAGAGAUCCCUGGUCUUACAAGGAGGAAGUUGAGUUGAAGCUAAUGGCACCUGUGCUGACUGCAGUUUGAGAGCCUUCGUGUUGUUCCUUGGAGGAAGACACCAACUC